AUGGCUAAACAAGAAUCAAAACAACCAGAAAUAUCACAUUCUUUCAUUCUAAUGGGCAUAGGUGCCCUUAUAUUGAUAUUGGGUGUGUUUGGGCUAGCAUCUAUAAUGGCGAAAAGUGGUACCACAAAUCCAUCAAAUCCUAAAAACCCUAUAUUACAAAAAACCAUGAUUCAGGGGCUUCCAAUAAUAGCCAUUAUAAGUAUCAUUGGUUUGGUAUUUUUCAUUAUUGGUGGAAUCAUGUUUUCUUACGAAAGAGAAAUGAGGGAAAAAGAAGAAUUGGCAAGAUCAAAGCCAUCUCAACAGAAUAUCACAUUAACAACGAAAGUUAACUUGAAUACCGACGGAAAGAAAACAGAUGUCGAAGAAUACAGGUUAUUGACCAGUAAAGCCUACAAGGGACUCAAGCCUGCUGCUCCGGGUUCUAAUCAACCAAUUUUAAAUGCCGCCGAAAAGUUGGCCGAGGAUCCUUGGUGGAUUCCAUGGGAAAACAUAACACUCGAUCCUCAAAUUCUGGGUAAGGGCAAUUUCGGUCAAGUUCAAAAAGGAAUGGUAUAUGACAAAAAAACAGGACAAACCGUCACGACAGCAAUUAAAACGCUGAAAACGGGAAAAGGUUGGAAAAAUUAUAAAUGUAAUAAAUUUAAAGGUAACAAAUCCACUGAAGAUGCCUACGAUGUAAUGGUCGCUGAAAUGGAAAUCAUGAAAAAGAUUGGUUACAAUCCCAAUAUUGUCAACUUAAUAGGUUAUUGUGAACAUACCGGUGCGUUAUAUGUGGCUAUAGAAUUUGCUCCUUAUGGUGAUUUAAAAACCUUUCUUAAAAAGGCUAGACAGACAAAACAAGAAUUAGAAAAAAAAGGCGAAAAAUCUAAGAAUCCGUUGUCGACCACACAAAUGUUAAAAUUCGCAUUGGACGUGGCUAAAGGGAUGGAACAUUUAGCCAAGCAUGGAAUAAUUCAUCGCGAUUUAGCGGCAAGGAACAUAUUAUUAGCAGAGGGAUCUUAUGGAUUAACUACAGUGGCUAAAGUAGCAGAUUUUGGAUUGGCUAGAGAUAUGUCUGCUGUGUAUGGUAUAUACGUUAAGGAAUCGAAGUCAGGAGAGUUACCGAUUAGAUGGACAGCACCAGAAGCUAUCUUUGAUCAUGUUUUCACAGAAAAAUCGGACGUAUGGGCAUUUGGAAUUUUAUUGUGGGAAAUCGUAACCCUUGGGCAAAAUCCUUAUCCCGAUAUUCCACAAAAUGCAGAUUUUUAUAAUAAAUUGAAAUUGGGAUACAGGAUGGAGAAGCCACCUGAAUGUGAUGAUGACAUUUUUCAAGUCAUGAGAUGGUGUUGGAAAACUGCUCCUUCCGAAAGACCGACAUUUGCUUUAUUGAAGAAGCACCUGGAUAAAAUGUUGAAUCAAAGACAUGCGCAAAAAUACAUAUCUGAAGAGGGUGGUCAAAGUUUGAAAAAUGCUUGA
This is a messenger RNA of Gordionus sp. m RMFG-2023, 1455 nucleotides long. Its product is annotated as fibroblast growth factor receptor 4-like. Gene Ontology annotation, molecular function: transmembrane receptor protein tyrosine kinase activity; ATP binding. Gene Ontology annotation, biological process: protein phosphorylation; cell surface receptor protein tyrosine kinase signaling pathway; positive regulation of kinase activity. Gene Ontology annotation, cellular component: signaling receptor complex; plasma membrane. The record is from RefSeq and is a predicted model, not a curated record. The transcript has 8 exons. Bases 1 to 1455 code for a protein of 484 amino acids. NCBI's taxonomy places the organism in Eukaryota, Metazoa, Nematomorpha, Gordioida, Chordodea, Parachordodidae.